Molecule: messenger RNA, 3207 nt
Organism: Fonsecaea erecta
Lineage: Eukaryota; Fungi; Ascomycota; Eurotiomycetes; Chaetothyriales; Herpotrichiellaceae
Exons: 3
Coding region: 1-3207 (1068 amino acids)
Molecular function (GO): protein binding
Source: RefSeq, a predicted model, not a curated record
AUGGAUGAGGAUAUGGUGGACGCCGGUCGUCGAGGCCGGCACCAGUCUGUGCUUCGGGGGACUGAGCUAGGACAACGCCAACGCAGUAAAGACAAUCUGAACCAUGCUAGAAUCAUGGAGCCGGACAGCUUGCUUGGCCAAUUCUCGUUUGCACCAGCUACGCAAACCACUGUUGUCACUACAACCACGACUACUACUACCAAGUUCCCUCCCUUAUUCAUCCGUCCACUGCGGCGGACGAAAGACUUGGAUCUCAAGCAAUAUCCUUUGGCAGCUAGCCCCACUCCAGCCGGGCUGAAGAAGAUUCACUUCGAAAUAGGUGGAAAGCACACAAUCUUUCACGAAGCGGAAGAUGCGGCGGUGGCACUGGAGCAGCUGCAAGAGGAGCAACGGUCUCUUCGAAAUGCCAACGGGGCAAUCGAGACCGUGGAAGCCCAACAGCCCUACUUCGAUGUCCCGUCAGCAGGCUCCAAGUUUACCUCCGUCCGACGGAGAGUGCAGAAGAGACCAGCUUCUCCAGACUCUAUCACUGACAGCGAAGAUCACCCCCGAUCUCACGAACCUUCGUUUACGUCAAGUCGAGCCGGCCCAUCGACGAGGCAUUACCCCGAACACCUCGUAUCGAAUGCCUACUACCAAUCGAUAAACCCAAUCACCCCAGACAGCAACCCAAAAUCCAGCAAUGGAUCGCGCGUACUCAAUAUGCGAGCCACGCGAGAGCCGCGAGAGCAGGCCAGUUCCUCCCGAAGCAUGAGUGCGCUUCUUCCCUCGCCAAAUAUGAGCCAACAGCCAUCAUUUCUAAACAUACAACCCUCAUCACCAAGCUCGAGCCAAUAUCAUUCCCUAGAACCAGAAGAUGGACCGGUCUCUCCGGCCGAUCAACCCCAUCUAGAACAACGGGGUCAUAGAGAUAUUUCACAAGAAACCGCAGUUCCUACGCCACCUAUAAUUGAGGAUUCUGAGCUGUCUUCAGCAAGGCCUCUCAGUCGGCGUGCUCUCUCAUCCGUACCAGCUCGGUUGCACGUCGCGGAAAGCCCCUCCGUACAGGACGGAAGUCUUCCUAGUCCGAGUCUUUCUCCCGUCACGGCUGCUGCAACACUACAAAAUGCUGGAUACUUUGGAGAUGCCGACUCAAAUCCGGAAAUCACCUCACAACAUGACGGGGCAUCAAGAGUUCUUGUGCCGGACAGACAGGCAUCCAGUUCCUUUCGCUCCCCUCCGAUGGUCGAGUCGCGUUUUCGUCACGAACCUCGCCAACUCUCUCGUUUUGCCAAUGGUUCAGUCACCGAAAUCCCGGCAAUGCUUGACUAUUUUGAAGCGAUUCCGGAUGGACUUAAGAGCUACGUUAUGCACCAGCUACUCCGCCGGUGCCCGAAAUCUACGCUUCAAGUCGUUGCGGACGCCGUCAACCCGGCGUUGAAGUGCGAUUUCCUCUCCCUCCUCCCACCCGAAUUGGCAUUAAACAUCCUCAAAUAUCUUGAUUUCAGGAGUCUGUGCAGGGCAUCACAGGUGUCAAGAAAAUGGCGGCAGAUGGUCAACAGCGACGAAGGAGCCUGGAAAGAAUUAUUUGAUGCAGACGGGUUUAUAUUGCCAGAAGGAGAACUGCAGCAGGCCAUUGCCGAAGGUUGGGGUUGGCAAGACCCCAGCCCCCAUGGGUUCGAAGAGAACAUCGCCGAUUCGGCUUCUACCCAGUACGAAACCACGCCUGAGCCCGCUUCAAAUCGGUUUAGUGGCAUUCUUCGAACGAAGCGCAAGGCCUCCGUGAUGUUGUCCAAUCAGAAGGUCAAACGAGUCAAGUCUGAUCGCCUGGAUCCCUCGGUUGACGUCACUUCUGCCGACUUGGUGGACGAGGUCUCCGCCGCCGACGGCCCAUAUAAUGCGGCACAUUCGGCGCUGAUGGCGGUUCCCCAACCGGAUGUUGGCCUGCCGGGUCUCGCAGGUUUGCAUCUCUACAAAUCACUCUAUCGGAGACACUAUCUUAUUCGAAGAAACUGGAUGUUCGAAGAUACGAAACCUCAACAUCUUGCGUUUCGCGCGCACGACACUCACGUGGUCACUUGUCUCCAGUUUGAUACCAAUAAGAUCGUGACGGGGAGCGAUGAUAACAACAUCAACGUUUACGAGACCAAGACCGGCAUCUUGAAGGCCAUCCUGACCGGACACGAAGGGGGGGUUUGGGCUUUGCAAUACGAGGGAAACACUUUGGUUUCAGGGUCGACAGAUCGAUCAGUACGAGUCUGGAAUAUCGAAGAAGCACGGGAAACCCAAGUCUUCCGUGGGCACACAUCAACAGUACGAUGUCUUCAAAUCGUGAACCCCGUCCAAGUUGGAGAAAAUGCAGAAGGCCGGCCCAUCAUGAUGCCUAGACAGCCUCUAAUCAUCACCGGAUCCCGCGACUCUACCUUGCGAGUGUGGAAGCUUCCGCGGCCGGAAGAUCCCGACUUCAUCCAACCUGAGAACGAGUUUGAUGCGGAUGAUUGUCCCUACUUUGUACGAACCUUGUCUGGUCAUCAACACUCUGUUCGUGCGAUCGCAGCGUACGCAGAUACCUUGGUGAGUGGAAGCUAUGACUGCACGGUCCGUGUCUGGAAAAUAUCCACAGGCGAAACGAUCCAUCGCCUCCAAGGCCACACACAGAAGGUUUACAGCGUUGUCCUCGACCAUGAACGCUUCCGUUGCAUAAGUGGCUCCAUGGACAACAUGGUGCGGAUUUGGGAUCUGAACACCGGUUCUCUCAAAUAUAGCCUGGAGGGUCACACAUCCCUGGUCGGUCUGCUGGACUUGAACGACGACAAACUCGUCUCUGCAGCAGCCGACUCGACCCUCAGAAUAUGGGACCCGGAGACUGGACAGUGCAAGGCCACUCUGAGUGCACACACAGGUGCUAUCACCUGCUUCAAGCAUGACGGCCAGAAAGUCAUUUCCGGCUCUGACAGGACGCUGAAAUUGUGGAACAUCAAAACCGGCGAAUGCGUCAAAGACCUGCUCUCCGACCUCAGCGGAGUGUGGCAGGUGAAAUUCAACGAAAGGCGUUGUGUUGCAGCCGUGCAGCGCGAUGGGUUGACGUUUAUAGAGGUUCUAGACUUUGGCGCCUCCCGCGACGGCGUUCCCGAUUACGAUCUCGGCCGAAGAAUUGUCGUCGACGCUGAUGGGAUCGAAGCCAACCGUGACGACUUUUUGGAUCUGGACGGCACCACUGAUGCAUGA